AUGUUCUUUGGUAAGGGAACAGAUACCCGGGCUGAGCUGUUCCAGAACCAGAGAAAGAGAGAACCAGGAAGUCUGUUGAGAAAAAGACACACCACCACCUGCCCCCAGGUCUGCGACCAGUCUCAGUGUCCCGUCCCUCCACACACCUGCUGCCACUACCGGGUGAAGGACGCCUGCGGCUGCUGCGUGCGGUGCGGGGCCUGGGAAGGGGAGGUAUGCGGGGAGAGCAGCGACGUAUUUCUGUCCUGUGGGGACGGACUGAGGUGCGACCGGGUGCCGGGACGCUCCGGCAGGGUCCGCCGCUCCUGUGUGUGCAUCUCUGUGGGAGAGGUGUGCGGCAGCGACGGAAGCUACCCCAGCAUAUGUCGCCUGGGGGCCAAGAACCGGAGAGCCAACCUCAGAGAUGGUCCCCUGGUCCUUCUGAUCCACAGGGGCCCGUGUGACUCUGGAAUGCGUCAUCCAGGAAGUAUGCGCUACAAAUUCAACUUCAUUCCAGAUGUGGUGGAAAAGAUCGCACCAGCUGUUGCACAUCUGGAGCUCUUCCAAAGGGGCCCAUUUCCCGACAGGGAGGUGAUCAUGUCCAGCGGCUCGGGGUUUGUAGUCUCUGAAGAUGGCUGGAUUCUGACUAACGCCCACGUACUGAAGAACAAGCAGCGGGUGAAGGUUGAGCUGAAAAACGGUGUGGAUUACGAAGCCGCAAUCAAGGAUGUGGAUGAGCAGAUGGAUGUCGCCUCAUCAAAAUUGAGGCAGUACUCCUACGUCCCAGUGACCACAGCUCGCCCGUCUCCCUCUAGGGUCCGCUGGCCGUGCUGCCUCUGGGCCGGUGAGUUCAUGGUGGCGGUGGGAAGCCCCUUCCCACUGCAGAACACCGUCACCAUCGGCAUCAGCAGCAGCGCUCACCGCAAAGGCCUGGAGCUGGACUUCAAGGACUCUGACCUGGACUAUAUUCAUACUGACGCCAUCAUAAAUUACGGCAACUCUGGUGGACCACUUAUCAAUUUGGAAGGGCACGAUGUAAUAGGCAUCAAUAACCUAAAGGUGACAGCCGGGAUCUCGUUUGCCAUCCCUUCAGACAGAAUACGUCAGUUUCUUGCUGACUUCCACAACAGGCAGCUAAACGGUGACCCAGAGCACAGAAAGAAAUUCUUAGGUGUCCGUAUGAUGCAGCUCACACCAUCUUUGACUGAGGAAAUCAGAGAACAUGUGGACAGAUUCCCAGACGUGAGUUCAGGGGUUUACAUUCAUGAAGUUAUUCCUGGAACAGCUGCAUCCAGUGCUGGGAUGAUGGAUCAUGAUGUCAUCAUCAGCAUCGAUGGGAGGCCGAUCUACACCAAGCAGGAAGUCAGUGAGGCCGUCUAGAGUGGCACUGCGCUCCCUGUGGUGGUGAGAAGGAACGACGGGGACUUUCUGCUGACUGUCGUUCCUGAGGAGAAGGACUGAUCCACACACUGCAGGUCACUGGAUUUCAAUCCAAGGAACUUUAAUAUAAUUUAUUUGGUAGGGACAAUGCACAUUAAUUGACAUUUCUGUGAAUGUGCCACAGGCCAAGAGGCUAAUUCUGGCUCAUCUCCCAGAAUAGAAAAUCCUUUCCUUUUCUAGGACUCAGGUUUGUCAACAUUAGCAUUUACAUAACAUUUACACCUUGGAUGCAGCAGCUUGUAAGCAAAUAAGCAAUUAUCCCUGGGGGAUCAAUGAAGUAUACUCUAUUCUAUUCUAAUUGAACUGUUUCUAAUUAAAAAAAAAAAAAAAACAGGAUAAACAAAAAGAAAAAAUGUGUUAAAGAUACUGUAGGUUUAAAAUAGGUUGGAAGUUGCAGUUUCCCUGGUGCCACACGUAUUUCUAUCACUGUUGUCUCCAUAUUAUUUUUAAUUUCAUGCAAAGAUAUGAGAAUUGACAGCUGUGUUGCAAAUUGUGGAAACAUCUUCAUCAGAGUUGUAAUAUGUAACCACAUCUCUCAGAGUCUUUAAAUAGCUGCAAAGUAAGUUUAUUUAUUUAUUUUUUUUCCACAAACCAAGUAGUGAAAACCAGCUUCCUUCUCUAAACUGGAUUUAACACACAAAAGAAAUGUUUCCAAUGAGGGCUCAUAAACUAAAAAUAUUUAAAGGUUUUAAUUCUGAUAGGAUAUUUAGUAUUAUGAUUGUUCAAUCUACUGCUUCAGAUUGAAAGGGGAAAUAAUUCAAACUCAAUAUUUGUUAUAAUUGAGUUUGUUACAUUGUAUAUUAGAAAAAAUAAUCAUGCAGUAGACUGAUAUGUUUUAAGCAUUUUGGUUUUCAGUUACUGGAAUCACAUUUAUACUAUAUUACCAAAUCAUUUGUUCAUCCUUCUGAAUCAUUAAAUUGGAGAUUUCCAGUCACUUCCAUGGCAACAGGUGUAUAUUAUACCCACCUGUGC
This is a messenger RNA of Poecilia latipinna (sailfin molly), 2391 nucleotides long. Its product is annotated as serine protease HTRA1-like. Gene Ontology annotation, biological process: proteolysis; programmed cell death; positive regulation of apoptotic process. Gene Ontology annotation, molecular function: protein binding; serine-type endopeptidase activity. The record is from RefSeq and is a predicted model, not a curated record. Lineage: Eukaryota; Metazoa; Chordata; Actinopteri; Cyprinodontiformes; Poeciliidae. Gene Ontology annotation, cellular component: extracellular region.